Molecule: messenger RNA, 1923 nt
Organism: Lacerta agilis (Sand lizard)
Lineage: Eukaryota; Metazoa; Chordata; Lepidosauria; Squamata; Lacertidae
Product: cytosolic phospholipase A2 gamma-like
Exons: 16
Coding region: 66-1781 (571 amino acids)
Biological process (GO): glycerophospholipid catabolic process
Cellular component (GO): nucleoplasm; cytosol; nuclear envelope
Molecular function (GO): calcium ion binding; calcium-dependent phospholipid binding
Source: RefSeq, a predicted model, not a curated record
UUGUUUCUUUGUUACAGAAAACAUUGAAAUCUGUGGGUUACCCAAUAAAUAAAGCAGGAAGAGAAAUGGAAAACGAGGCUAUUAAUGGAGAAAGCUUGUCUCUUAAACAAAGUGAUGUGAUCCGGAUUUCCAGAGACGUAUCUGAUGAAGAAAAAACAGCUGUUGGCAGAAGAAAAAUCAAAGUGCAUAAUUCUUUUCUGAAGCUUGGGGUCAACACUGCCAUGAGUUCUGUUCCUAAUGUUGCCCUAUUAGCAUCUGGUGGAGGGUUGCGGGCCAUGAUAGCACUUCAAGGGGUUCUGGGAGAACUUCAGAAAGAGGAUUUGUUGGGUGCUGUGAUGUAUCUCUGUGGAGUAUCAGGUUCUACCUGGUGUAUGUCAUUCAUCUAUGAACAUGAGGAAUGGAUGGGAAAGCUUCCUAUUUUGGAAGCAAAGAUGUGUGACAAUCUUGUAAAUAAAUCAUGGGAUCCCAGCAAAUCCCUGGAUGCCCUUGUAGAACCAAGUAAAGAUGAUACAUACUCCUUGACCGAUUUCUGGGGCAGUGUCAUUCUCUAUGCAGUGUUGCAUGAGCUAGAUUAUCGUCAUUUGUCCAAGGAAAGGAUGGCCUCUUUGAAUGGGGCAGUUCCUUACCCCAUCUAUGCAGUGGUGGAUUCAAACAAAUUAGAUGACACCAGUAAAACCCAUCCAGGUAUAUGGUUUGAAUUCACUCCCCAUGAUGCUGGAUUCUUUCACCCUGGUGCAUUUGUUGACAUGAGGCUGUUGGGCAGCACAUUUGAGAAUGGUGUGCUGAGAAUACUCAAGAAUGAAAAAAGCAUUUCUUACUUGAGAGGCUUAUGGGGAAGUUCAUUUGCAGAUCGCAAAGAAGACGUGAAGGAAAUAGAAGGUUAUAUCAAACACCUGGGAGAACAAGCUUCAGCUUCCAGUUGUCACUGUAUAUAUUGCCAGGCUGCUUCACAUGCAAUAAAGCUUCUGAUUCAUGCCAUGGAAGGGACAGCACAUGAACAUCAGGAUGAAAACAUCACAAACAUUAUGGAACUUCUUAAAGAUCAAGUAGGCAGCAAUACCUACAACUUCCUCAGUUUAUUGAAGGACAAACACAACACUCUAGACAAGCCUGGAAGAGUGGCACAGUUUUUGACACUGGCUGACAUGUUUACCCAAGAAUUUGCAGCUAGGACAUCUCCAUUCACACAUCAUGAAGAAACAAAGAGAAGUAUAUGGGAUACAUUGAGAAUACUGUCAAAAACUGUUUAUUGUCUCUUCAAAUGGAAAUGGGGGACCAUCUCCAACUAUAUUUACAAAUACUCCAGCCUUAAUGACAAGAAUCUCACAGGCAAGGAAGAACUUCGUUUGGCCGAUGCUGGCUUAGCCAUGAAUUCUGCUUAUCCGCUCGUACUCCGUCCUGAACGGGAAGUCAAACUCAUUCUUUCCUUUGACUUCAGCAGUGGAAAUCCUUUUGAGACAGUCAAAGAAGCAGCCCUGUACUGCAAGGAAAAUCAUCGUCCUUUUCCUGAUAUUGAUGUCUCAGAGUUGGACAAGAGUAAAGACAGUCCCUAUGACUGCUACAUUUUCCAAGGACAUGAUUCUCCAACUGUCAUGCAUUUCCCACUCUUCAAUACAGUGAACUGCAAAGAUAAAGUAGCUGAAUGGAGAGAACAAUAUCCCACCCUCAAAGUUUCUUACAAGGAGCAGGAGGUCAAAAACCUCCUAGAAGCAGCAAAAGCAAACGUGAGGAAUAACAGAGGAAGAAUCCUGCAAGCGAUGAAAAGCAUGCUGGUUCCUUAACAGCUUUUCAUUCCAAUUUUGAGUUUGGAGGUUCUGGUCCAUAUUUUCCUUUCGCCUCUUUUCUAAGUGGGAGCUACUCAGCACCGCAUGAUUCUGUGCAGCAUGCUUCUAAUGUCACCACCAGGAAACAAUAUUUUCUAAA